CCUCCGAUACACACUCCCUCCAAGUUCACUGCGGGGCAGAGCACAGAGUCACUGCCCGAUUCCGCCUCGACUCAUAUCUUUCACCCCUCCCCCUCCACGACAACUUGACUCCUCCCUCUUCCUUCUUCGUGAUCUUUGUGACGCGAACUCUUCUUCCGCCUUCCGCCUCGGUUGCGAUUUCUUUCGAUUCUCUUCCUCUUUUAGCCAAACACUACGCGAUAUCCCAACACAAUGUCCGAGGCAGCCCCCGCCGAGCCCUCCAAGAGCGCCCUGAAGAAGGCCGAGAAGCAGGCGCGCCUCGCCGCUGAGAAGGCUGCAAAGGCCGCCAAGCAGGCCAGCCUUCCCGUCGUUGGUGGCAAGAAGACCGACGACAUCAUCGGCAUCACCGUUUCCAAGGCCGAAAACUUCCCACAAUGGUACCAGGAGGUCGUCCUCAAGGCCGAGAUGGUCGAGUACUACCAGGAAAUCUCCGGCUUCUUCAUUCUUCGUCCCAUCUCCAUGCACAUCUGGAACGAGAUUCGCAAAUGGUUCCAGGCCAACAUCGAGGCCAUGGGUGUUGAGGAGACCAACUUCCCCAUGUUCCUGUCUGCCAAGUCUCUCGAGAAGGAGAAGGACCACGUCGAAGGCUUCGCCCCCGAGCUUGCUUGGGUGACCAAGGCCGGUGACAAGGACCUCGAGGUUCCCGUCGCGGUUCGUCCUACCUCGGAAGCCGUCAUGUACCCCUACUACAGCAAGUGGAUCCGCAGCCACCGAGAUCUUCCCUUCCGCCUCAACCAGUGGAACUCCGUCGUGCGCUGGGAGGCCAAGCAAACCACCCCUUUCCUCCGAACCCGAGAGUUCCUUUGGCAGGAGGGCCACACUGCUCACUUGACCGAGGAGCUUGCUGGCAAGGAGGUGUUGGAGAUUCUCGAGCUCUAUGCUGGCGUCUACGAGCAGCUGCUCGCCGUCCCCGUUGUUCGCGGCCGAAAGACCGAGAAUGAGAAGUUCGCUGGUGGAUACUACACCACCACUGUCGAAGGCUAUAUCCCAUCCAACGGCCGUGGUAUUCAGGGUGCCACCUCUCACGCCCUUGGCCAGAACUUCAGCAAGAUGUUCGACAUCACCGUCGAGGACCCUGCCAACAAGGGCUCUCACAUCCACGUCUGGCAAAACUCGUGGGGUCUUUCUACCCGUGUCAUCGGUGUCAUGGUCAUGAUCCACGGUGACGACAAGGGUCUGGUGCUCCCUCCCCGUGUCGCCAAGAUCCAGAGCGUCAUCAUCCCUGUCGGCAUCAACAAGAACACCACCCCUGAGGACCGCAAGAAGCACGAGGACCAGGUCGAUGCGAUCCGAUCCACCCUUAAGAUGGCCGGCGUCCGUGCCGAGUCUGACUGGCGAGAGGGCUACACUCCCGCCUGGAAAUUCAACGACUGGGAGCUCAGGGGUGUUCCUCUGCGACUCGAGUUCGGCCCCAAGGAUGCUGCCAAGGAGGUUGUCAGCUUUGCCCGACGUGAUACUGGUGAGAAGGGCAUCAUUCCCCUGGCGGAUAUCGCGACCAAGAUCCCCGAGCUUCUCGAGACGAUCCAGAAGGACAUGUACACCAAGGCCGAGAUUGCCUUCCGAGAGCACCGCAUUCAGAUUACCAAGUGGGAGGAGGUUCUCCCUGCCCUUGACAACAAGAACGUCGUCCUCAUCCCCUUCUGCGGAGAGCCCAAGUGUGAGGAGCGCAUCAAGGAGUUGACCACCCGAACCGAUGAUCAGCCCGAUGUCGCCGAGAACCAAAAGGCUGCCACCAUGGGCAUGAAGAGUCUCUGCGUUCCCUUCGAGCAGCCCGAGGGCAUUGUCGUUGGCGAGACCAAGUGCCUCAGCCCAGAGUGCGAGCGUAACGCGGACAAGUGGACCAUGUUUGGACGAAGCUACUAGAGGGCGUGAAAGGUGAUUUUCGGCGAGGAGCGAGAGGAGUUAGCCAGGCAUGUUUACGAUACUCCUGUGUGAUUGAUUACGGCCUGAUAUGACUAUGACAAGGAAAUGGGGCGGUGGGCGGUAUCUGGGCAAGGAAAUAAAAACGAUAUUAGAUCCAAGAGACGAAAAUAAAAC
Ilyonectria robusta is the source of this 2076-nucleotide messenger RNA. RefSeq lists its product as uncharacterized. Gene Ontology annotation, cellular component: aminoacyl-tRNA synthetase multienzyme complex; cytoplasm. The transcript is spliced from 2 exons. Lineage: Eukaryota; Fungi; Ascomycota; Sordariomycetes; Hypocreales; Nectriaceae. Gene Ontology annotation, biological process: prolyl-tRNA aminoacylation. Gene Ontology annotation, molecular function: proline-tRNA ligase activity; ATP binding. Bases 232 to 1902 code for a protein of 556 amino acids. The record is from RefSeq and is a predicted model, not a curated record.